Messenger RNA from Galdieria sulphuraria, 1625 nucleotides. RefSeq lists its product as uncharacterized. Bases 95 to 1507 code for a protein of 470 amino acids. The record is from RefSeq and is a predicted model, not a curated record. Lineage: Eukaryota; Rhodophyta; Bangiophyceae; Galdieriales; Galdieriaceae. The transcript has 2 exons.
UCUUUUCUCACAACUGAUCUAUUUUUAGAAUAAAAGUUUCAGUUGUUGAGAAAAGUGAAUGGAAAAGUUGUUCAUGGGCAGUUGUUCGUAGACCAUGGACUCGUUGGCGUUUCAUUCUGGUUUCGCAGUUGCAAGUAUCAACAACCUACAAAGAAACGGUAAUCAAUUAUGCAUCAGUAACUACCUAAAGAGGUCGAUAGGCAUAUUUCAGUUCGCUUAUGACAACUGCAACCAUCCAGUGACUAGAAUGGUCUCCUCCUCCCAAGAUGCUUUCCACGAGAAAUCAUUUCGAAGCAAAACUUUCAAGUUGAAAAACAAUAGAAAGACGGAAUUAGAUCCAUUUUGGGAAAACUUUGACAACUUAUCCAACCAACUUGCGGACUUUUGUGCUAUCCAUAACCAUCCUGCUGGAAUAUUGCCAACCAAUGUAUAUUUGAGAGCAAAAGGUGCUCAUGUACUAGUCGAAGCAAUAGCAAAACAUGGAGGGCCUGAACCAGUUUCACAAAAGUUGGGUUGGAAACUACCAAAACAAAGCAAGUGGACCCCUCUGCGGUCUGUGUUACGUGACCGAGAAUUGGAGAGUCUCACUGAACAAGUUGUUGAACUCAUAAAAGAAAGAAACUUGGCAAAGGAUGAAAUGCCCUCGAGAGAAACUAUCAGAAAAUACAAACCUGUUCUUAUGAAUAAGAUUUGUGCUGGAAGAUCACAUUAUGAGAAGAUAGCGCAACGAUUGGGUUUUGAAAUACCAAAGAAGACCAGAAAGAAAAAACAAGUUUCUUAUGUUGGAUACAAGUCACAAGAGAAGAGAAUCUAUGGUUACUGGACAGAUAUGAAUAAUAUUGCCAAAGAAUUGGAAAACUUUUGUAAGCAGAAUGAUUUCAAUCAACGCAUCGUUCCUGCAAGUCAACAACUUUUGGCCAAAGGAAGAAGUGAUAUUUGGUAUGCAAUUGCACGUAAAGGAGGGGAAAGGCUGGUUGCUUCACAUUUGGGUUUACAUUGUAGUCAAGAUUGGAGAUAUUUCGAAGAGUUUCUUUAUUUAGUGAAAGAAAUUCAUCAGUUUUGUCUACAAUAUAAUUGUAUAGGAAUGAUGCCUUCUUAUCGUGUGUUUCGACUAGCAGGAAGGCCUGAUUUGGCUACUUUGAUUCUUCGUCAUGGUGGCAAUAUAGCACUUGGUGCACGUUUGGGUUUAAAGUUGCAUCAAAAUACUGGAAAGAAUCGUCUAUUGAAUUGGGGUCCCUUUUCUAUUGAAUUUGCGAUUGAAUGUUUGGAGUUUACAAAGCAACAUUGCAGUGUGGUGGAAGGAAUGAUUCGAAUUCCAUCAAAGCAGUGUAUGUUGUUGAAUGGAAGAGAGGACCUGGUUGAUACAGUGGAGAGUUAUGGAGGUAUUGUACAAGUUGCUCGACGAUUGGGUUUGGCUCCUCCCAGUGAUGAAGACUGGGUAUGGCUUUCUGUAGAUUCCAUUUCAGAAAACAACAGCAUGGAGAAGGGUUUGUAUAUAUCAGAAUAAGAGAGAGAGAGUGUGUGUGUGUGUGUGUGUGUAAUAGUGUUAUACCUCUCCAGAUAUAUAAUCUUAUACUUUGUGGGAAAACAAAGAUAAGAAAUAUCUCGUGGAGGUAUAUUUGUUG